Molecule: messenger RNA, 2860 nt
Organism: Owenia fusiformis
Lineage: Eukaryota; Metazoa; Annelida; Polychaeta; Sabellida; Oweniidae
Source: the annotation of a GenBank genome assembly
CAGCCAACUAAACACUAAUGACAGCACAAACAGAAGGCACAUUAUAAGUAACCAGGAAGGGAUUCUCAACCACCAACAGAGAUGGCACUUCACUGGAGGGAUGAGUUCAAACAACAAUUAAGUAUACUAACAGGUACUUCGGUCACCCUACCCCAGCCAAGACUAAUACAAAAAUACUUUGAAACCGCUGUGAACUCCUAUCCAGGGGAAGCUUUUUCUAAGGGAAUAUGGUUUAACGACCAAUUCAUGAAUUAUUAUGAUAUCGAGGCUUUGUCUCAAAAGGCUGCUAAUCAUUUACAGCACCAGCUAGAACUUUUGCAUAAAGCCCCUAGAAAUGGUGAGAUCAUAAUUGCUAUAGAUAUUGAACCAUGUCAUGAGCUCAUUAUUGCUAUCUUAGCUAUCUUUAAGAUCGGGGCAGCUUAUUUACCGUUAGAUUCCAGAUCUCCACCCAAUAGGAUCAAACAUGUCAUAACGGAAGCUAACCCUACAUGUGUUGUUGUGCCUACCAUCUCCAGUAAGUUCAUUGUCCAUGGGGAACACACAUUCGCUGGUCUCAGGGUUUUCAGUGUCGAUGAAUUACUCCUGAAAAGACUAAACUCCAGGUCCAGCAACGAGCAGCAUGUAAUUGUGAAUGAUGCUUAUGUUAAGAACAGUGCGGCUGGUCCGGUUGGUAAUAGCAAUGGUAAUUAUUUUGGUGUAUUUGAGCACCUUGUCCGCUCAGCCCAACCUGCAUUAAUAUCAGUAGGGAAGGCCAUUGCACCUAUCGAAGAUAAUGUAAACUCUAAAAUAGACAAUCUUGCCUAUGAGAUUGAUAGACUUGAACAUACUGAUUUCUGUGAUACGGAGGAUGAUAAUGUUUUUGAAGAGGAUACCGAAGAGACAUGGGAAAUACUCAAUACCAAACACAAUCAAUCUGAUGAUGAUGUGAAUGCAGUACUUGAUGAGAAUGAAAGGGAACAGAAUAAUCCUCUGGCAUGCAUCAUAUACACCAGUGGUAGCACUGGUUUUCCAAAGGGGGUCCGUAUACGUCAUAAAGCUGUAUUAAACAGAUUGGUUUGGCAGUGGAUCGAAUUCCCCUUCAAGUCCAAAGAGUUUUGUUGCUUUAAAACAUCAUUACUUUUUGUGGAUUCAGUGAUUGAGAUAUUUUCAUGUGUUUUGAAACUUAUUCCGAUGGUAAUAUCCCCGAGAGAAAUUACAAAGGAUACACACAGAUUCCUGGGAUUGUUGAAUGCGCACAAGGUUUCUAGGCUAAUAAUGGUGCCCUCAAUGCUCCAGAACAUUCUCUCAAAUAUAUCUAAGACAAAUAACGACAAUCAACUGUCACACUUAACAUUAUGGAUGUCAAAUAGUGAGACACUACCGAUGCAUUUAUUGCAAAAGUUCUUCAGAAUCUUUCCAGUGAAUAAAACAUUUGCUAAUCUUUAUGGUAGUACUGAAACUAUGGCUGAUGUAACUUAUGAACGCUAUAAAUCUAUGGAUGAUGUCCUUAAGAAAUCUUGUGAUGACGUGUUAUCCAUUGGCCGUCCAAUGUGUAACUCGUUCGUAUACAUUGUUGAUGACACAGAUUGUAUUGUGCCUGUCGGCGAGACGGGAGAGCUAUGGGCAAGUGGACUUCAUAUCGCUGAUGGUUAUGUGGAACCAGGACCAUCGAGGGUCAACACUUUUAUGAGGAAUCCAUUCAUAAUGCAAGGGGACCAUACCAAAGUAUACAAAACUGGUGACUUUGGACGUGUGGUGAAUGGAGUAAUUAUUUACGAAGGACGAAAAGACACACAGGUUAAGGUUCAUGGUCAGAGGGUGCACAUUGCUGAGAUUGAAAAGGCUGUGAUGUCACACCAAAGUGUGGACCAGGUGACUGUAUUGUGUCAUGAAAUCACCACAUUGACUAAAGUCAUAGUGGCCUACUUUACGCUCAAGAAAACAUACAAACUGGACAUUGGUGGAAUUAUCACUGAAUGCAAGUCCCAUUUGCCAUACUACAUGAUUCCAAGGUUAGUAAAUGUUGAGACGCUCCCCUUACAGCCACACACUGGAAAAAUAGACCGAGCAAAACUGCAGAAGUUUUAUAAUAGCACGGAUGACGAAGGUUCAUUCAUUGAGCACAUGUUGCCAGCUGAUGACACCGACUGCAACGUGAUCUUAGAGACAAUUGCUUCAAACAUUCAUAUUCCAAGACUCACCCUCACUGAAGAUGCUAAUUUCUUUGAACUGGGAGGAAAUUCAGUGAACAUGGUUUCCACUAUUGUACAAUUGAGAGAGAAGGGUUAUUUUAUCAAUGUGGAUACAUUCAGUGAGUGUAAAACAAUAGGGGAUAUACUGAAGAAUAUCAAAAGCUCGCUGGCAGUUAUUCCCAAUGAUGACUUCAUGUAUGACAAUCUGGAAAUUGUUCCUUUGAGAAAGGCAGACGACAAUGAACGCAUUAUGGGUAAUCUCUCUAUAAAUUUCACUGCAAAGGAACCUCUGUGUAGGCUUCUCUCAAUCACUAAAGACGAUUUCAUGCCUCUAGCAAAUGUCCUGUAUUCAGAAGCUAUCAAAACCAACCUUUCAUUUGUUGUCCUUGAUAAGCAAUCGAAACAGAUUUUAGGAGGUGACUUUUUAUUCGAUUAUGCAAACCCAAUCCAGACAGAUAACAUCCCCAGUAUGGAAGCCAUAUUUGACAUACUCGCAACCCUAGAGCAACAGGGCAAACCAAACAUUUCUAAACGCUGUCAAAAACUGCUGUAUAACAACUGCUUAUGUGUGGACAUGAACGUUGACAUGGCCCAUCAAGUUAAACUAUGUCAUGUAAUAGAGGACCAUGUGAUACAGGUAGCAAGAGCCAAUGGAUUUGAUGCUGUAGUUACGCACAACACCAAUCAAG